Messenger RNA from Closterium sp. Naga37s-1, 1656 nucleotides. The record is from the annotation of a GenBank genome assembly. Lineage: Eukaryota; Viridiplantae; Streptophyta; Zygnematophyceae; Desmidiales; Closteriaceae.
AUGCCCUGCUCCUCGCUACUGGCUGCCAGGUCUGCCCCACUCAGAUCACCCACGGGCGACGGCACUAUUGGGAAAUGUGCCAGCAGCUUCACUGCGAUGCGGGAUCACUCGGUGGUGGGCGCAGGCAAGGAGGCGAGGAGCUACAAGCAGAUCACCAGCAAUGCAUCUGCUUUCUCGGGCACUUUCAACACCAUCGUGGCUACAACGGGGGUCAACGGCAAGGAAGGAAAAGGAGGAAGGGAGCAGAUGGACAAGAAGAAGGAUGGCAAGAGGGAGAAGAAGCGAACCCCCUUCAAGGGGUGCUGCUACAACUGCCAUGAGGAGGGGCACAUGGCAGCCAAGUGCCCCAACAAGAAGAAGGAUGCAAUGCCCGCGGCAGCCGCGAAUGUAGCUGAAGGAGACAGGAAGGGCGUGGCACUCACCGUCGCGUGUUUGGCUGCAAAGUUGCUGGCCGACGACAAGGACUUGUGGUUCCUUGACUCGGGAUGCUCCCAACAUAUGACCUGCCACAAGGAGUGGUUCACGGUGAUUCAUGACCCAUCUGCAACGAAAUCCGUCAAAGGUUUUCAUGGUUCAGUGCAGGAGGUCGCCGGCGCUGCAAGCAACGGCAGGAUGGCUAGAGCGGCAUGCAACAGCACAGCAGCUGCAGCGACAUGCAAUGGCACGGCGGUUGGAGUGGCAUGCAACGACACAGUGGCUGCAGUGACAUGCAACGGCAUGACUAAGGCGGUUGCUGAUGUGGCGUCAAGCAAGCCAGAAAUGAAGGACGAAGCGGCCAGCCUCAAGACGUACGCGGUGGGCUCCAAGGCAACGCCCAACCUAUGGCACGCUCGCCUUGGGCACGUCCACUUUGAUGGUGUGAAGCGGACAGCCACGAGCAACGGCGUGUUAGGUAUUGACCUGGAGAAAGGAGGUGAGGAUAUGCCGUGCACUUCCUGCCACGAAGCAAAGCUCACUCUCCAAACAUUUCCGCUGCAUGACGAGCGAGAGGAGCAGGUUCUUAGGCUGGUCCAUAUUCACCCCCACGACCCUGAGAAGAAUCUGCCGCCACCACGUACUAUCAUCGUGGUCCCGGUGCCGUCCGUGCAGGGGGGCGAGCAACACAUUGAUCGCUUGGUGGGCCCUGCGAGCAGCAAGGCACCCACGUCAGGGCCACCUCCAGGUCCUUCCUCAAGUGCUGAUUCGGCGCCUGUGGGACCAGAAGAUGGUCCCUUUGAGGACGGAGGUGACACGGCUGAUCAUGAGGAGGAAGGAGAGAUGGCAGUGGAUGAGCAGCCGUCAGUGGCCCAUGAGCAUGAGCCUUCACCUGCAGCUUCUCCCAUCCAGCCCAUUCCACAUCCCCCACGUCGCUUUAGCAGGCCUAACAAGGGGGUGACACCUGUACGGUUUCAACCGUCAGCCAUGACGGCACAUGUUGCGGACGAUGAGGACAACCCGUACGACAUGGCGUACCUUGCUGAGGACGAUUGCGACACAGACCGCGACGACGAAGUGGAGUACCUGGACGAGGAUGAGGAGGAGGAAGGCGCUUGGGGAGGUGUCAUCCUUGAUCUGGCAGCAGCAUUGACCGGACCUGAAGAGGAAUGUUUGCAGCCAUGUCAACCCGUCCUUACCUCUCUUUUGUGUGCAGCCGCCUUGCAGCAGGUGCACACCUAA